AUGGCGUCUGCACCGUCGCUAGCAGGAUCUUAUCACGCAUCCUGUGCGUCUAAUGAGGAAGAAUCGAGCUUCCUCAAGCGAAUCCGCCUCCUCCACUCGGUCCGACUCGGACUUUCAUUCCUUGCCCUGGGAAUUUCCAUCUCUAUAAUUGCUUGUGAAGCGGUGCCCUACCGCCAUUACCGACACACAUCCUCCUUUGAGAGCGUCGGGCUAUACCUAUGGCCCUUGAAUUUUGACCUGCGCCCAACAAUCGCAAUCCUCGCAUGCGGCUGCGUGAUUGCAUUUCUGAGCUUAGUUUUUAUUGUUGUAGCUCUCCUACCAUCACCGCAUUCCCACAUCAGACGCGUCAAUCUCGCCGCAGUAACAACAUCCGCAGCAGGAUUCAUCACCUCCCUCGUCGGCCUCGUCUUUGCCAUAUACCUCCCAGGCUCCUCCUACCCGUUGGACUUCGACGGCGUCGAGACCCUCCACUCCUGGACCUGUAAGUGGAAGGUUUCUCACAACCUCCCUUUAGGAUUCUCCGACGCCGCAAACGAGACUGUCUCGCCGGCGCCGGCGAACUUCGCUCGAGACUGCUCUGCCACCUAUGCGGCGUUUGUCCUGCUUGGAUUCCUCAUAGGGCUUGAGGUUAUCAUGGGCGUCGCUGCAGGUUUGGGCACUUGGCUUGAGUUGAGUGUUGCGAGACAGCGCGCGCAUGAUCAGUAUCAGCUUGAGAAGGUUGGGACGACGUUCAAGUAUGGGAGGUAA
Messenger RNA from Aspergillus puulaauensis, 747 nucleotides. RefSeq lists its product as uncharacterized. The transcript has 2 exons. The record is from RefSeq and is a predicted model, not a curated record. The coding region runs from base 1 to 747 and encodes 248 amino acids. Lineage: Eukaryota; Fungi; Ascomycota; Eurotiomycetes; Eurotiales; Aspergillaceae.